GGGCUAAAAGCCUGCAAUCUACUUCAUCAUCCGAGGCGCCUCCACCUGACCGCCAAAGAUUCAAGAAUCCCCAGCCCCCCACCCCCGGGGGUGGGGGCCUUUUUUUUUCCAUUGGGUGUGGGGGUGGGGGGAGGACGCCUGCAGACUUCAGCAACCACGUGAAAGGACCUAGUGAGCGUCAUCUCAUCUCAACAACUUGAUAUCUAAUCUAAGUUGGUCGGCUGCCAUUAAUCUUGAUACAGACUCCGCCCCGCCUUAGCCUUCAAUUCAUUUAUCAAUUUCCUAGAAUAUAUAUAUUAACUAGUAGUAUAUGUUAUGUGGUGUGGCUGUACUACCAAAAUAUGCAAGCCCUCCAUUUGGUUUUCUAUUUGUAGCUCUGUUUCUUCAAGUAAGUACUAAUUUUUUUUCCCCUUGCAUUAUUCAAAGCAAUUAUAAAUGACGUAAAAUUCAAUGCAUCUAUAUAUCAAUAGUAGUACUACUAAUAGUAAUAAAAGCUAGAGAGUGGUCUUCUUGCCAGCGCUUCUCACUCAGUCUCUCUGCUUCUGCUUUCCUACCUGAAUUUGGGACUCUUUUGAGUACAUUCUGGUUAGCCUGUGUUUCUUUCUGUGCGAACUCCUGGCGGACGCCGAAUAACAAUGGCAGAAGAAGAGGAGCAAAAGUGGGAGCAAGAAGAGGAGUUGGAACGAGUAGAAGAAUUGUCGUCAUUAAAAUUAAGGCGGUCAUCUACUGCUCGCACUACCUCUACUGGUGCUUCUCAAGAUACUAGUGCUACUGCUUCCACUGCCACUUGUACUUCUACUACUAGUCAGUUGGACGGAAAUGGCAAUUGUAAGACCAAUGGGCGUAUAAUUGAGCCGCCCUCCAACUCCGUCACUGAAAAUGAAGUUGAUCUAGAUGGGUCAGUUCUUGAUCGAGAUAAACGAGAGGGGCCGGACAAGAUUGCUGCUUUAUUUGAUAGUGUGUUUCACAACCAUACCCGAAUCACAGAUGCUCACUCCAGGUCGGAACCUUGUGUUUACUAUGACAAAGAUGGAGGACUAUGGAAGUGUCGCUUCUGCUUUUGGACCUAUGCAACUGCACGUCUUUCUGUUGAUCUUAUUCAAAAACUUAAGGGGCCCUUAUAUGAGCUGAUGAUUCACAAAACUAUAAAUCAGAGGGAACCAUGUUUCACAUUUGAACUAGAAGGGUCGCGAGCCAAUUCCACAUUUUGUGGAGAUGACCAUGUUGAGGGAAACACUGGUGUUAGAAUAUAUGAGACCAGAGAAGGGAAUUCUGGUGCUCAGAAGAGCUGUGAUUCUGUAAUUGACUGUAGAGUGGAGGGAAACAAGAAGGAUAGUUCUAACUUGACAAGUCUUCAGCAUUCCCCAGUUCUUUAUGACGAAUGCAGUGAAACUUACAAGUCCCAGGAAAUCCAAGAAAUUGAAAACGAUGAUAUUGACCUCAUUAAUGGAAGUGGUCUGGACGUUACAGAAUUAGAUGUUGAGAGAGUACUUGAAAAACAAAAUACACAUGAUUUGUACUGUCCAAACUGUAAUUCCUGUAUUACUCGAAGGGUUAUUCUUCGCAAAAGAAAACGCCAAGCUCGCAUCACUAGUGAAGAUGUUAGACGUAAGAAACUAGAAACUGAAGUUGAAUCCAGUUUGACUCACUGUUCUGGACAGGGCCAACAAGCAACCAGCAUUGAGGUUCAUACUACUGAAGAAAAUCCAUUGGAUGAUACUUCUCAAGCUGCAGAGAAGUAUGAACGUGAGAGAGAGACUGAUAUCUUCAGAUGCUUAUCAUGCUUCAGCUUUUUCAUUCCAACAGGAAAUGGGUUUAAAUUGUUUAAGAUAUUUGGAGAUAAAGCUGAAAAGAAGCCUGUUAAAGAUGAGCAGAAAUUGACGAGUAAAAGCGGGAUAUCCUCUACUUUUGCAUCAGAUAGGGAGAGAACUUCAGAGCCAGGCAAUGUUUCUAGGUCAGAGGCUUUAACAACAAACAGUAGCACAUCUCUUCUGGCAUCGCAUGGGAAUGGUCAGGAUGGUCAAUCCUUCUCAAUGCUAAAAGAUCUCUCAACCAACCAUGGGAAAAGCAUUUAUAGGAGCCGAGUUGCUGAAUCUGAGGUAGAUGGAGAUAAGAUUUCACCCUCUUCAAAAGAAGAAAUCUUGAUCAACGGAAAAGAGGUGCUGAAUGCAGGAGACAACUGUAACAAUACAAUUAAGAACAGAGGAGAUGCUGCAAAGGGCCACUUUGAAUCAGCAACUGGCAGUCAGCCAAACACAUCAAACAAUUCCAUAAACAGUGUAGCAUAUCAUCAAAGUGACUCAUCGAGGGGCCACUUUGAAGCAGCAACCGGCAGUCAGCCAAACACAUCAAACAAUUCCAUACACAGUGUAGCAUAUCAUCAAAGUGACUCAUCAAAGGCACCUAUUGACAAUGUACCUGUUACUAAUGGAGAAUCUCUAAUUAUUGAAAGUGAGCAAAACUCAUCAAACAUUUCAGUAAAUGUUGCAGCAUAUCAUCAAGGUGAUCUGUUUAGGGUACCCACUGACAAAAUUCCAGUUAUGAAUGGGGUGUUAUCUCCAGAAGAUCCUGUACCAGGAAAUCAACCAGAUGGACUAAAGCUUCUGAUUUCUUCACCUGGCGGUUCACCUGCUUCCGAGAAAUCACGUGUAGGCCAAAAUCCUGACUUGUCAACACAAAACAAUGGUGCAGAUGGAGCCUACCUGAAUGAAAAUUCUCCGCAGACCAUCUGCAAUAACAAAGAGGAGACUCAUUUUGGGAAACUCUUCAAAAUUAACAAAGAUCCUGCAGUUUUGUCGGUGAAAGGUAUUUCACUAAAUCAAGACAUACCAGCUACUAUAGCUAAAGAUCUGAGGAAGGUAGCAGCUGAGCUAAAUUCAGGCAAGGAUACAGUUAUAGUAGUAGAAUCAGAGGCCAUCAGCACAGUGGCUUCGCAAAGGCAACAAGACUUGACUAUUUCAGAAGAAACAGUGACCUCAGCAAAUUUAACUACAAAUAUCUCUGUGACUGAAUCCACAGGAGCUGACGUUAGACAAGCAUAUGAAAUUGAGAUAAUUAAAAGCAUUGUUUAUGGUGGUUUAGUCGAAUCAAUUACUAGCCUAGGUGUUGUUUCAUCCGCAGCUGGUGGUGAUGCCACCACACUGAAUAUUCUAGCUCUAACAUUGGCCAAUGUGAUUGGUGGACUUGUACUAAUUGGUCACAAUCUCUGGGACCUGAAGAAAGAGCAAGUAACAGAGCAGAUGGAUCGGUACAAGGAACUACUGGGCAGCAGAGAAAAUUUUUUGCUUCAUACAAUUGUUGUCACACUAUCUUUUGUAGUAUUUGGUCUAAUCCCUCCCAUUGUUUAUGGCUUCUCAUUUUUAAAGAGCGGUAACAGGGAACUCAAGCUUCUUGCAGCUGCGGCAGCUUCCCUAUUAUGCAUUCUAGUGCUAGCCACUGGGAAGGAAUAUGUUCGAAGGCCACCCAAAUCAUAUGUGAAAACCAUAGCAUACUACAUACUUCUGGGCUUUAUGGCCUCAGGAAUUUCUUAUGCUGUUGGUCAGCUGAUCAAGAGUCUCCUAGAGAAGCUCCAUUUCCAGUCAAAUUCACCUGUUUUCCAGGGCCUUUCCAAGAUGAUGCCUACUGCUGCAGAAUGGGCAUCAUAUUGACCAUUUUUCAGGAAUUUCUCGUGCUGUUGGUGAGCUGAUUAAGAGACUCCUGGAGAAGCUCCACUUCCGUUCAAAUGCACUUGUUUUCCGGAGCCCUCCCAAGAUGGCGCAUGCUGCUGCAGAAUGGGCAUCGUAUUGACCAUAUUUCAUGAUCAUGUAUACCUAAUGUCUGCUUGUCACAUAUACCUUUCUUGGUCAUUCUGCUUGACAUGUAGUAGAAUUCAGAUGACAGUUCUACAAUUUUUCACAUUUUUUUUUUUUUUUGGCUUCGUCUUUAAAGGAGGAUUCAGAUGACUACUUUUGAGUUUUCCUCAAUUUUUUCUUAAUUUUCUUUUCCUCAAUUAGGAGUGGGCAGAAAACACUGUUGACAUGUUAACCCGCGAUAUCUGUUUUGAUCU
Molecule: messenger RNA, 4045 nt
Organism: Coffea arabica (coffee)
Lineage: Eukaryota; Viridiplantae; Streptophyta; Magnoliopsida; Gentianales; Rubiaceae
Product: membrane protein of ER body-like protein
Source: RefSeq, a predicted model, not a curated record